UGUUCUCUCUAGCUUACAUUUAAGAUGAGGGGACGGAAAUUUUUGUUCGACGGACCAGCAUGGGAACGACCGUGGCAGUAUGUCAGGUUCUCCGGUGGACUGUGAAGACUGCUGCCUCCCCUCUGCUCAGUCCACUUCAGCUAUGGAGAUACCACUCCAAGCCUCUGUGCGUCGGGUGCAGGCUAUUCUGUUCCUCCUCCAGCCAGAGUACUCUGCAGUCAAAGCAAGAGAACUAUAACCGUAGUCAGUUAUCUGAGAAGCCAGUCACGGAGCUGUCCCUGCGGUCUUUAGCCGACAUGGGAUUCACAGACAUCCAGGCAGAGGAGAUAUAUCAGACAGUGUCCAAUGUCAGAGGAGGAAGCGUCGCCAAACAUGCUCUGUCAACUCUCACAGCUCUGUUUGUUUUGGGGCUCAAUCCCUCCAGUGUGCUGAAGCUGCUACAGAAAUGCCCUGAACUGUACACUGUCAAGGAAUCACAGCUUCAGCAGCGCAUAGACAACCUGCGGAAAGUAGGUUUAGGCGAAGGCAGUCUUCAGAGAGUGGUGGCCCAUUACCCCCAGAUCCUGACUGUGACUGUGAAGAAACUAAAACAUGUGGUGGCGUUUCUCAGAGAGAAGUGCCUGUUUACCGUCCAGCAGGUCACAGACAUCCUCAGAGAUAGUCCGGCCAUAGUACUGGAGGACCUGGGUCAGGUGGAGUACAAGUUUCAGUACGUCUACUUCAAAAUGGGUGUCAAACAGGCUGAGAUAAUUAAGUCCAGGCUGUUUCGUUUCACUCUGGACGAUAUUCGCUGUCGACACUGUUUUCUGGAGCGGAGGGGUCUGUACCAAACCCCAGACAAGAAUGGACAGACGGCCAUCAUCAACCCUAAACUGGACAGCAUCCUUAGCGCCGACCAGGACACUUUCCUCAGAACGAUUGCAAAGGCGUCAGCAGAGGAGUACGAGGUAUUUCAGAGACUGAUGGCCAGAGAAUGGCAGGAGGAGGAGAAGAUGUACGGCAGCUUUGAAGCCGAUAGUGAUGAUGACGAGGAAGAGGAGGAGGAUGAAGAAGAUGAGGAGACUGGAGGCAAGAGUGGAUACAGGAGGAGAAGAAAGAAAUGACUGUGGGGGAUGGACUCAGAGAAAUGAAAAUAAUUUCAAGAGGAAAUAUCAAUAUCAAUCAAAGAAAACAACAUAUCUGAUAGUAAAUGAAAUAAUAAAAUGUUUCCUUCUAA
This is a messenger RNA of Lates calcarifer (barramundi perch), 1216 nucleotides long. RefSeq names its product mitochondrial transcription termination factor 4 (gene mterf4). Gene Ontology annotation, biological process: regulation of DNA-templated transcription. The transcript has 4 exons. Gene Ontology annotation, molecular function: double-stranded DNA binding. Bases 60 to 1103 code for a protein of 347 amino acids. Lineage: Eukaryota; Metazoa; Chordata; Actinopteri; Centropomidae. The record is from RefSeq and is a predicted model, not a curated record.